Molecule: messenger RNA, 747 nt
Organism: Paramecium pentaurelia
Lineage: Eukaryota; Ciliophora; Oligohymenophorea; Peniculida; Parameciidae
Source: the annotation of a GenBank genome assembly
AUGCAUUUAUACAAGCACCUUAGUAACAUCUCAUCUUUAAUAUAUAUAUAUAAUUCUCAAUCAGAUANUAACACUUUAACUAAUUAAUGGACUAUUUCAUUAGAAUCUGUUGAACCAAGGAGAGAACACAAAGCAUCAGUUCUCUUUGGAAAAUUAAUGGUUGUAACAGGUGGAAUUGAUUCAGCAGAAAAGCUAUUGAAUGACACACUUGUAUAUUCUUUGGAAUCAAAAAGAUGGACAGGUCAAAAGAUAUUAUUCGAAGAAGGUAUUGCUUAGCAUGCCUAAUGCACGGCUUAUGAUUAUAAAAGAAAUAUUGAAACAAUAUAUAUCUAUGGAGGAUAAACAGCUAAACUAAGUUCAUUUCCUCUAAUGAGAAUGUUGUUUUUUGGGCCACAUCCAAUAGGAUGGGAAAAAGUCUAAACAGUAGGAUAAGCUCCAGAUAGUCGAUAUAAUCACACUAUGGAGAAUGUUGGAGAAUAUUUAAUUUUACUUGGAGGGUGUUCACAAGAGAAAAAAGAGGAUUAAAAUUAUAUUGUUAUUUUAAAUCUAUAAACAAGUCUUUAGAGCAUAGCAUUGAGAUAGGUUUAUAAACAAUAAGAUGGAGUCAUGCAAACUGUAGAAAUGCAAAUUAGAAAAAUUUAGAAACAUCCAAAAUCUAUGAAACCAUCGUUACUUAUUUACCUCUUCCACAACUUAAAACACCUAAGAUCUGAUUUGAUAUUUGAUUCAUUUUUUAUACUAUAUUGA